GGGAAGCACGAAGUGAAGCAGAGGAUGUGGCAGUGCUCUUCACUGACACCCCAAAUCUGCAGGCAUCCCAGUGCAUCGAGGCACUCAUCGCUCAGAGGGCCGCGAGAGCUCGAUUGAUCGAUCAGUCGAUGGGGAUUCUGUAGGUCGUCAUCGGAGGACUGCGGAUGAUGAUGGUGUAUUGGUGUUGUGACUUGUGACGAAGCGCGGGAGGGAUAGAUGUUAGGUCGGGGUAGACGAGGAGAGGUCUGAAGGGGAUCGGUUGAUCGAGGAAUUGGUAGAUUUUUCCAGGCCCUGUUGUAUUUGAAGAGUGUCCCUUGGGAGCCAUGGUGCUCGUUUUGGCAAUGGGCGACAUGCACAUUCCGCACAGAGCUGCGGAUUUGCCUGCGAAAUUCAAGUCUAUGCUGGUGCCUGGCAAAAUUCAGCACAUUUUAAGUCCUGGCAAUUUGUGCAUCAAGGAAGUGCAUGAUUACUUGAAGAGUCUCUGCGCUGAUGUACAUGUCACUCGCGGAGAAUAUGAUGAUGAUUCUCGCUACCCUGAGACGAAAUUGCUCACAAUUGGUGCUUUCAAGCUUGGGAUUUGUCAUGGGCACCAGGUGGUGCCAUGGGGAGAUUUGGAUUCUUUGGCAAUGUUGCAGCGACAACUGGAUGUAGAUAUUCUCAUCACCGGUCACACCCACCAAUUUAAAGCCUACAAACACGAGGGAGGUGUUAUCAUCAACCCAGGAUCUGCGACAGGUGCUUACAGCAGCAUUACAUACGACGUAAACCCCAGUUUCGUUCUAAUGGACAUUGACGGUUUGCGAGUGGUGGUCUAUGUAUAUGAAUUAGUGGACGGAGAGGUGAAAGUUGACAAAAUAGAUUUUAAAAAACCUCAACAAGGAAAUUGAUGCACUCUAUAGUAGUAGCAGGUACAUUCGGAUGAUUCCUCUGAGUUUAGAUCGUCCAAACUUGAUUGUAGUUACUCUCCUUGCCCUCAUUUUGUGAAUGAUACCUUUCACUCGUCCAUGACACAAACUGUGAGAUAUCAGCCCUCACUUAAAUGCAGCAUUCAGGUUGAUGAUAGUGCAGGCUUCUUAUGUUCAUGGUUGGGUUGCGUACUUGGAGGCUCACAUCAAUUCACAAGAUCAUGUAUAUUGUCCAGAAGCUUCAGUAUUUUAUAUAUUUAACCUUUGACUGAGCUUCUUUGAAGCAAUUCGAGAUUCUCACGUAUCCACAAUGAGAAUCCUUGGGUGCAGUCAUCAGCGAGCUCAUGAAAUAAAUACUUAUCUAGGUGAUGGCACUUGGAUAGUCUUUUGACAGUGUUCACAUGCUGUUACUAAUAUCUUUGAACCCAUGUUCAAAUAUAUAUCUCGAGUAUGGAAGCCUAAUGCAUGGAAGGA
Messenger RNA from Marchantia polymorpha subsp. ruderalis, 1379 nucleotides. The record is from the annotation of a GenBank genome assembly. NCBI's taxonomy places the organism in Eukaryota, Viridiplantae, Streptophyta, Marchantiopsida, Marchantiales, Marchantiaceae.